GGAAGUGAAAAUAACUUCCGCCAAUACGUGUUUGGGAAAAUGGCUGACCGAUCUAAAAAGGAAAGUACCCCUCCACCUCUCCUGCUUAUGCCAGCUGGAGGGGGUUUAACGCUUACACCUCCGGAACAACCAAACUUUCUCAUGCCAGUGGUUCAGUCCGGUCCGGCAUUGCUUGACCCUGAUGAAAGACGUCCUUCAAACAGAGAAGAGGCAGAGGCAGACAGCUUUGUGGGUCAGUCUUCUCCACCCCAAGGACAGCCUCUGCCUGGCCAGCCAACCAACUAUUUCCAGUCUUCCGGGAGUCCUGGCUAUGAUCCGUUUGCUCAAGUUGGACCAGGCCAACCACCGGUUUCCACCUCUGCUGCUCCUUAUGUCCCUGCUCAAAUAUCUGCCCCUGCCUCUAAUAUGCUGCCCCCCAUGUCCCAGUCACCCAUACCUCCUUCUGCUGCUGUGCCUCCUCCAUCCCAGAGCCCUGCUGGCGGUGGAAAUAUCUACCGUCAAAAAGGAAGCCGGCUUCAGUAUGCCCCUCCACCAACAGGGCUUGGCGCACCCACUCUCCCACCUUCAACAUUUGCCCAGCUGCCCCCCUCGGGAGGCCCUCAGCCCCCUACAGCCAUGGUUCCUCCCAUGACGUCCUCUGCCAUGCCUCCUUUCCCUCCAACUGCUCAGGGACCACCACCCCCGACAGCAGCUGUCCCUCCCAUGUCUGGAGCCGGGCCCAGCCCCGCUGUGGGACAAGACGCUUCUGCGUACACGGGGGGUUUGUACUACACACCGGUCAGACACCAUUGGUGUUUCCGCCAGGAUCAGGGGGAAGUGGAGGUGUGGAGACCCUUCUCUGUCAUUGACAGCUCUCGGUUGGAGAUGGCAUUCAGUACUGGUUUACAAGAGAACCCAAGCAACACUAUGGUACUCACCAAUGGUGGCCGCUACGACGUGAACGUUGGGAGUCGUGUUCGUACGCCUGUCUACUGGACGGAAGAGCCAAAAGCUGUGAAACGCUGUUCUUGGUUUUAUAAAAGAGAAGGAGAUAACCGGUACAUCCCAUAUGAAGAAGAAUUUUCCACUCGUCUAGAGGAUGAGUACAGGAAGGCAAUGGAAACAGGGGGAUGGCACCGUAGACUGGAAUUUCCUGGCAACAUCAUCAUAGUUAUGCAUAAUGCUAAUGUAAUAGUGCAGUUUCCUGCCUCUGCAAUGCCAGAUGAGUGGGGAAAUGUUCAGAGUCAGAACAUUUAUUCUAUGACGGGUGAUCAAAUGCGACCUCGUGUGGUGAAGAGAGGAGUUGAUGAUUUUGCAACAAUAGAAUAUGGUGAGAGGGAAGAAGUGGACCAUCUUGUCUUUUUUGUGCCAGGCAUUGAGGAUAUGUCAGAUGUAAAGGGGAAGUCAGUUGAAGCUUUUGUUGACGACUUUCGCAGCAAUACUCUGAACCUCAUGCAGUCCCACUUCACACAAGCUUUUCAGGCUAAGAGUGUUAACAGAGUGGAGUUCUUGCCUGUGGUGUGGACGCAAGCUUUGAAUAAUGGUGCAUCAGGGGCUAAAGAACAAGUGGGCAGUGUAACUUUACCAAGUACCUCCAAGUUGCGGCAUUUCAUCAACAACACUCUAGUGGACACUCUUUUUUAUACUAGUCCCCUGUACUGUCAGAGAGUAUGUGAAACAGUUGGUAGUGAAAUGAACAGAAUGUUUCACAUUUUCCUGGAACGGAACCAGUCUUUCAGUGGAGAUGUUUCGGUAGCCGGGCAUAGUUUAGGGUCUGUUAUCUUGUUUGACCUUCUGAUCAACCAGCGACUCCCAGGGGAAUCUCAGCUCGCUCCCACUGACCUUGUGGCUCCGUCAGAUGUUGUUCCAGAUGUUUCUGCAGUGUCACAGGCCUUGAAUGGGGAUGUUUCGGCAACGGAGGACAAGGAGGAAGAGGAGCUCACUCUAGAAGCAUUGUUGUCUCGUGUAGGACUGCAAGACAAGGCCACUUUAUUCCAGGAAGAACAAAUGGAUGUUGAAUCUUUGAUAAUGUGCAGUGAACAAGAUCUCAAGGACAUAGGUCUGCCCAUGGGCCCAAGGAAAAAGCUUCUGGGAUUGUUAAAAGAAGAACAAGAGAGAAAGCAGACCAGCCAGAAGGAAAAAGCAGAAAGAAAAAUGAAGGAAGAAAUAGAGAGAAAGCAGGCGGAGCUGAGGAUAGCGGCAGAAGCUGCUAAAUCUGUUUCUUUGGCAAAUGAAGGCAAUCAAGUGACAGCAAAGUAUAUCCAAGGUCAUUAUGGAGCAGGCCAGUUGAAAGUCUCCUACCCUCAGCUGGACUUUACUCCUAGUGCUUUAUUUGCUCUGGGUUCACCCAUACCAGUAUUUCUCUCUCUGCGGGGAGUUCAGGAAAUUGGAGAAUUCUUCCAGCUGCCUACGUGUCCAAGAGUCUACAAUAUAUUUCAUCCAUUUGAUCCUAUGGCAUACAGGAUGGAACCUUUGAUCCGUUCCAACACCUCCACUGUGAAGCCAGUGCAAGUUCCCCAUUAUAAAGGAAGGAAGAGGCUGCAUUUAGAAUUCAAAGAGGCCGUGACAAGGUAUGGAACAGACAUAAAACAGAAACUCAUCGACUCCUUCAAGAGCACAUGGAAUUCUAUCAAUGACUUUGCAAAAGCCCACACGACCGGUGGAAAGGCGACGACAAUGGAGAAUGAGGUGCAGUCUGGAAUGAAAGAGAUGAUGUCCCAUAUAGCACAGCAGCAUUCAGAGGACGAUAAAGCUUCUGUGUCAUCCAUGGCUGAGGAAGAGAUCCACAUGGGACAGCUGAAUGAGGGCCAGCGAGUGGACUACGUCCUGCAGGAGGGACCUCUGGAAAGCUUCAAUGAUUACCUUUUUGCCUUGGCUUCUCACUCUUGUUAUUGGGAAUCUGAGGAUACUGCUCUUUUGGUGCUGAGAGAGAUCUACUCCCCGCUGGGAAUCAGACCUCAGAUGCCAGGCGAAGACAGCGGAAAAUCCUCCCGAGAGUCUUCCCUGCCCCCACGACAUCCAGCGGGACCGCCUCCUCCCUCAACACCAAAGGCCGGGCUUCCUCCAGCACCGAGCGCCUUCCAGACCCCGCCACACAGCUCUUUUCAACCUCCUCUGAUGCCGUUUCAGAAUAACGGUCUGCAGCCCGGCGGCCCUAACCCUGGGUCCGCGUUCCACACCCCUAGCCCCAUGCAGCCCCCUCCGGCUGGCCCGCCUCCUACCAUGUUCAGCCCAAUGGGCACGCCUCCGACGGCUGGUCCAGGGGGGAUGAGGAAGUCGCCGUACGUGGCUCCUGAUUUCUCCAACCUGCCCAGUAACAUGGGAGCAAGCCCUACUGGACCCCCACCCAUGGGCCCGGCAGCUGCCGGUGGCUACCGUAGAAUGCCUCCGCCGCAGUGAGGGGAAACAGAUUUAUGUAGGGUUUUUUUUACAGCGUGCCCCCAUUAGAAUGGAUUUGAAAGGGGAUAUGUGUGUCCCAUUAUACUCGAGUCUAUUUUACCCGAGUAUAAUGUUAUUUCAUAAUAGGCCCAGAGGCUAACAUUUUAAACGUACAGUGCAGAUAUAAAUUGAAAACAGUGAAAAAUCGCUCUUUCAUCAACAAAAAUAUCAGGGUAUCACAGCACUGCUACUGGAAGGUGUCAAAAAUGAAUGCAGAGUAUUUAGUUUAGCGGUUGUGCCUUCAGAGAGAGGCUCUACGUCACUACAUGUGAUGUGAACUGAAACAGUAUUUUCUGAGAUUUCAUCGUGCCCAGGCAAUGAAAGUCUUUUUUUAAUGAGGGUGCUUUGUAAUGUGACCAGUUGUCACCAGUUGGACCAAACCUGCUCAUCAGUAGUGAAUCACAUCAUGAUCAGGUUUAGUAUAUUAUAUCAUAGCUGGGAGAGGGCUGAUGGGGGCGGAGAAUAAUCAAUGUAUAGUAAUUUGUUUGGGGGUUUUGUUUUGUUUUUGUUUUUUUGGGGGGGUUUUUUGUUACCUUCAUUUCAUGAAAUAUGUGGUCAGUGAAAAAUAUUUUGAAAGUGGAGAGAAAAAAACCCUGAGAAACAGCUUUAUGAAUGCCCAAUUAAGUCUAUAGUUACUUGACUCUAUGUGACCCAGCUAUUGAGUUCUCUUGAAAAGAAGUAAGGUUUGCUUCAGGGGUUUUGGAGGUCUUAAAACUAUUAUUGGCCCCUUAGCUUGAUUGGAGUAUUCCUAUGUAUCGAUUGCUAUUACUUCCUUAAAUAGCAUACAUUUGUUUUCGGCUAAUAGGGUAUUGAGUGGAGUAUGGGUGUGAUAAAACAUACUUUUCUAUCAUAGUAAUGUGUGUAUAUAUGUUGUUGGAUCGAGAACCAAUCUUAUGUUACUGGAAUUAAGAGUCUAGGAACUAUUUAUUGAAUGAAAUGGAUGAAAGUAUGUGGGCUGCUGUUAAUCCCUUGUAUCAAUAAUAUAUUUCUUUCCGACUUCAAUGAAAAAGACUAUCUUGAAUUAGCCAGGAAACCUUUACGGGAUUUCCUAUUUGUGGAAGAAGAAUGGGUGUUAAGAAAGGAAGAAAUUGAAUGCAUUUAAAUCUGGGGUGUCGUUUUUUCCGUUUUGCAGUUCUUUGAUCUGACUCAAAUGAGUACAUUGAAACAUUUUUCUGAAAGCCAUAUUUAUUUAUUUAUUUUUUGCCCAUAUUUAACUUUGGCAGUUCUUUUUAUUUGUGGGUCGGAAUCAUGCUUGAAACUCAGCAUAAGACUUUGUCUUCAUACACUUUUUCUCCAUUUGUUUGUACCACAUUAUAUGGCUGUGUUGUAAUAAUUUUUUUUUCAGUCUGUUUUUUAUGUUUUCAGUGCUUUGUCCUACAAUAACCCAUAUGAUGACUUUUCUGUUGAUCGUUUAUUACUUGUCUGGAUGAUUGGCAGAUGUAAAGAGAAAGAAAUAAAGUAUGUUUGUGGGGGAGAAGAAUAUUGCAACUCUUCACAAACCAAAGCAUGUUGAAAUGAUGAUUACUGGCUAUCUUAACUGUACAAUGGAAAAGUCAGAAGUGAAGGAAAAAGCAUUUAAUUGUUACUUUAGCAGGUAGCAGUGCAAAACAUGAUUUAUUUCACUUCUGAACACUAUAUUGUUAUGUAUCAAAUGCAUAGAUAUUUAUUCUUUUUGUAUUUAUUAUGGUUUAUAUUAUUAUUUAUGAGGAUUUUAGAGAUAUAACGGUAUAACAGCUUGCCAUGCUGCCAUUCAAUGAUGGACAGACAGUGUAAUUGUUUUGCUCAGGUAGCCUGUGGUUGCUAAUUUUGUUUUAUUUGCAGUUUACUUUUCUUUCCAUUCUUGGAAACUAACCAGUCAACUGACUCUUGUUCAUGUUAUGUACAAGUCACUUUACAUGAUCAUUACAUUCAUUUAUGAGAUGCCGGCUAUACUGAAUUCCCUGCAGCUGUUGCACACAUUUUGCCAUGGACUUGUUCUAGUCAAGUGUUCAUUUGCUUGAAAUUAUGAUUAGUGUGCAGUAACCCUUGUACAUUUCCUAAAUGAGAUUAGACUAUCUGGUUGUCUGUAGGCCAAUAUUGAGGGUCAUAAGAUUGUGAUCUUAGACUGGCACUUCAUAUCUUGAAGUCUGUUCCCCCACUGUGCACAGAAAUUAGCACUAAAAAAACCCCAACUGAAUACAGUAGACUAUGAGGGAGAAAGACAUUUUCAAGGCAGAAUACUGAUGAGGAGGGGUAGUAUGAUGUGAGAAAUUACACUUUUCAUGAAAGGAGCAGGUGAAAAAAUAUGGAUGAUGGAGGUAAAAAAUUGUGUUCUCUAAAUGGCCACAAAUAACUUCCCCCAAGAUGUAGUUUAUGAGUUGACCUAGAGGUAAUGUUUAAAGUUGUAAUUUGAAACUAACACGAGAAGAGGUAUUGAGGUCAAGUCAAUUCACAUGAGAAUUUCGAAGUAAUUUCUGUAUCAUAAGGUGUCACAGAGUUUAGUUGUUUCGUUGGUUUUUUUUACUGCUUUCUGAUCUGGUUGCGUGGGGCUUUAUGUACCAGUACACAGGUAGGUUAAAUACAGCAGCCAGCUUGAAAUGAAGCUUGUCAGAUUUUUCCUCUUUGUCACCAGAUAGUUUUCACUUUUUAUGAAAACAAGGGCGUGAACUAUUGGGCUGCUUUACUUCAUACUCUUUGUUGGUGAGAAAUGAUUGAAUUCUAAAACGAUCACAUUAAAAUGUUCUCUACUCCUGUUCCAGGUCAUUAAGGUGUUCCCUUCUUCUAGGCUAUUGCUUAUUAUUUUUAAAGCAUUAAAAGGUUUUGUGACUUAUCUAUUUUCAAAGGCAUUUUGAUCACAUCACUGCAGGUUACUUAAGUUUAUUCAUUUGUUUGCGUUAAGAUAAAUUCAAGGUGCUGUCUGUGCAAUGUUUUCAUUGUUCCUUGUCGCCCCAGAGAAAAUAUUAUUUUCCUGUACAGAAUCGAACAUGCUACCAGUAAGGAUUUCAUGGUUGUUUGUGGGGUUAAGUGAAUGGUCAAACUGAAUGUCAAGAUGUGAGUUUCAAUAUGGAUUUCCUUUGGCUGUGUGCACAGAGUGUAUUUCUGUGAUGUGUCGUUUCUGAAUGACUGAACUUUCCUUCAUUUGUUUUCAAGAUGUACCUACCAUUCGUUUACGAAUACUUGCCCUGUCACUGUGUUAAGAUUAACAUUUUCCUCUUGGUGCAGGAUGUAUAGUUUCUCUCUUUGUUUAUGCUCUGUUAUGUAUGGUGUUCAAGCGUCUCUGUGAAUAUGAUUUCUGUGUCAUUGUGAAAGUGGAUUCUGUAUCUUUUUGGAAGCAAGGAGUUUCUCCCUGUAACAUGCUGACAUCAAUAAAACAUGUAGGAGAGGA
Molecule: messenger RNA, 6781 nt
Organism: Aplysia californica (California sea hare)
Lineage: Eukaryota; Metazoa; Mollusca; Gastropoda; Aplysiida; Aplysiidae
Product: phospholipase DDHD2
Exons: 22
Coding region: 40-3378 (1112 amino acids)
Cellular component (GO): COPII-coated ER to Golgi transport vesicle
Molecular function (GO): metal ion binding
Source: RefSeq, a predicted model, not a curated record